Molecule: messenger RNA, 2392 nt
Organism: Mizuhopecten yessoensis (Yesso scallop)
Lineage: Eukaryota; Metazoa; Mollusca; Bivalvia; Pectinida; Pectinidae
Product: ras-related protein Rab-9A-like
Exons: 2
Coding region: 259-876 (205 amino acids)
Biological process (GO): retrograde transport, endosome to Golgi
Cellular component (GO): lysosome; late endosome; phagocytic vesicle
Molecular function (GO): GTPase activity; GTP binding
Source: RefSeq, a predicted model, not a curated record
CUUUAUGUAUAGCCUAUAACAUAAAAUGAUCGCUAGAAUAGAGUGUGAUUAUCAUAUUAGCAUUUAGAUUAUUGGAGAAAGUCACAAAGUGCUUCCCUCGCAACGGAAACAGGAAAGGGAAUCCCCGCGUGAUCAGUCACAUGACAAUCAGUGACGUCAUUAAUGCCUGCCAUCAUGUUACACAUAACAGGAGAUUGAACGUAUGUAAUUGCAGAGACUUUCUGGAUUUUUGAACUUGUGCGCCUAAGAAGAGUUGUCAUGGCUGCCAAAGCCAAGCUGCUGAAGGUGGUGUUGCUAGGAGACGGAGGUGUUGGCAAGAGCUCUCUGAUGAAUCGUUUUGUCAGCAAUAAAUUUGAUGCACAGUCAUUCCACACGAUUGGUGUGGAGUUUCUUAAUAAAGAUGUGGAAGUGGACAAUGAACUGUAUAAGAUGCAGAUCUGGGAUACAGCGGGACAGGAACGAUUCAAGUCUCUUCGUACCCCUUUCUACCGAGGGGCGGACUGCUGCCUCCUGACUUUUGCGGUCGAUGACGUGCAAAGUUAUCGUAAUUUAGGCAUGUGGAGGAAGGAGUUUCUGUAUUACGCUGAUAUAAAGGAGGGGGAUAGCUUUCCUUUUGUGAUAAUUGGAAACAAAGUGGAUGUAGAAAAUCGUGUAGUUGGGAGUGAGGAGGCCCAGGAGUGGUGUCAUGCAAAUGGACGCAUGCCUUACUUUGAAACUAGUGCAAAGGAUUCCACCAACGUCAAUGAUGCAUUUCGAGCUGCUGUCAAAAGACUUAAGGAACUGGAAGAUGUGAUUGAUAGCAACACCAAACCAUCACACGGACCAACAGUGGACUUAAAACGGAAAGACAAAUUACAAAGCUCUGGAUGUUGUUGAAAAUUGUUAUUGCUGAUGUAAUCAUAUUUAUAUACAAAGUUGUUUCUGAAAGGCAUACAUGUGGAGCUUUGAAACAGAGUUGGAUGUCAGGGGAGUUGUGACAGAAGAUCAACAAUGGAAUGGCUGAGCUCUACAUUGUAACAGGGACCAUUGUACAUGUACAACCACAGCGACUGUGUUCAGUACCCAAGUUUUACAUGAAGCUGUGUCCAGGACACUGAUCAUGGUCAGUAGUGUUGUUUACACUGCUGUAUCACUAAUCGUUGACAGUGGCGUCAGCACACAAGUGUUUCAUAUUUGCGUGGUAUAUUCUUUCUUUUAAUUCAUUGCUUUUCUUGUGUGUAAUUAUUUUUUCCAGCCAAAUAUGGGUGUUAGAAGUAUGUCUGGUGAGCAGUGAUGUCUGUGUUUGUGAACAUGAUGGCCAGACAAUUGACUUGUUAAUGGGCCCUAAAACAAUACAAAAAUAAAUUUGCCAACAGUUUCAAGCCUAUAACAUGUUGAUUUUGACUCAUACAAGUGUAUACCCCCGAUACAUUUACAGCCAUCAUGCUUCAUACAGCCAAACCAGUUCAAAUAUCAUUACAUAUUUUUGUUGUAGUACAUGUUUUAUGUAUACGAAGACAUUAAGACAAGUAUUGGAAUUUUAUUCAUACAAGAUUUUGCAGAUGAAAUAGCUGUGAUGACAGUUGUUGUAUGUAAUUUUAUAUUACCCAAUCGUGAACAUGCUUUAAAUACAUGCAUGUAUUCAGCUUUAACUUGAGGUUCAUAUGUACAUACCGGUAUACCUUUAGACAGAUAUACCCACUUAACUGAUGUAAUAUUGGGUGCUUUUGUGAUCAUCGAACAUAUUAAAUUAUUACUGUUGUUAUUGAUUUAAUUGUUAGUAGAAUUUUGAGCAUUUAAUAUCCCAAUGCAGUUAUCCUUAAUUAUUGAAUUGUGAUCCUGAAUAUCUCCCGAAUCACAAUGGAAGAAAAGUCAUUGCCAAAAUCUUUUUCAUACAAAGCUGUAUGUUACAUUGACGAAAAUUCACAAAUGGUUUGUGAUUGAUGUGUUUUAUGUCACCAUAGAAAAUACAACCCUUCCACCAAAACAUAGCUGCUCCACCUUUUGGUAAAAACAGUUUGCUUAGAAAAUGUGAUAGUAUGGAAACAGAUAAUGGUCGUUAAUGUUUGAAUGUACAAUUAAGUUCUUAUAAAUGUGUGUGGAGAGAUAUUAUAAGAUCAUGCAAAUAAAUAUUAAACUGUAUUUCACUGUUAGUGGUCUACUUUAUGUUAUUAUGUAUUAUGUAUAUGUAUGUAACUAAAUACAUGUGGCUAAACAGAAAUGGUACGCAGCAAUACAACUAUACUACAAGUAUUGAGAAAGGUAUUCAUGAAAUAUGGUCCAAUUACUAGUUUAAUUAACAAAAACAAACUGUGAGUGUGAAUUAGAGAAGUGAUGCUGCUGUCUGUGUAUCUGUGUAUGUGGAAUGUCAGUGAUGCUUUCUGUGUAUCUGUGUGUGUAUCUGUGUAUAUAU